Messenger RNA from Microdochium trichocladiopsis, 1389 nucleotides. RefSeq names its product TAP-like protein-domain-containing protein. The coding region runs from base 1 to 1389 and encodes 462 amino acids. NCBI's taxonomy places the organism in Eukaryota, Fungi, Ascomycota, Sordariomycetes, Xylariales, Microdochiaceae. The record is from RefSeq and is a predicted model, not a curated record. The transcript has 4 exons.
AUGGCCCGCGUGCAAGUGGGAGCAGCCUGCAAUGGGGCAAGUGUGCAGGUCUCAACGACACGCUGCCCCGUCGACUGCAGCACGCUCGACGUACCGCUCGAUUACACCGACUCGGCCUCGGACAAGAAACUGACUCUCCAGCUGCUGAGAGUGCCCGCCCCUGUCCAGCCCAGCAAGGGUUCUGUCCUUGUCAACUUUGGCGGGCCGGGCUUUGAGGCACGCAACACCCUCGUGACAUAUGCGGAUGCGUUGACAGACUGCUUCUCCUCGCCUGCCGCCUCGGCCCUCAUGACGGCGACAUACCCGCUCAAGGCGCCCGGCCAGGCGGACAACGGGAUGGGCACCCUGUGGGCGGAGGCAGGCGCCUGGGGCCAGGCGUGCGGCAAGAACGAGACGGCGGCCGAGAUGGGUGGGCUGGUGGGCACGGCGUUUGUGGCACGGGACCUGAUGCAGGUCGUCGACGCGCUGGGCGAGGACGGCAAGCUGCGGUACUGGGGCAUCUCGUACGGCACAACGCUCGGGGCGACGGUGGCGGCCAUGUUCCCGGACCGCAUGGACAAGGUGAUCCUCGACGCCGUAGUCAACAGCCACCGGUACUACCACAAUAGUGGCGUCGAUAUUGAUCAGCUGGACUCGGCAGACGAGGCCUGGCGCCUCUUCCUGUCCCAGUGCAUCGAGGCCGGGCCCGAGAAAUGCGCCAUCGCCGCGCUGGGCUCGAACGCGAUAGAGCUCGAGACCGCCCUCGAGAUUGUCCGCGCGUCGUACCGGACAAACCCCGUCGCCGUCAACGGCACCGUGGUGGACUAUACCCUCGUCUCCAACCUGUAUUACUUCUUCGCCCGCAUGACACCCGCGCUGGCCGCCGCGACCUCGCUGCUGCUCAGCAUCGUCACGCGCGAGAACCUCGAGGCCGUGGUCAACGCCUACGCCGCGACCAUGGAGGUGUUUGGCGUGUACGAGCCGCACUACUCGAUCAAGUGCGGCGACCAGUUCCCCCGGUACGACAACCUGAGCGCCGCGGAGCCGGACAUCGAGUACUACAUGCAGUCGUCGCCCCUGUUUGGCGACGUCGCGGUGUCGAUCAGCGCCGUAUGCGCGCGGUGGCCGUUCGCCGCCAAGGAGCGCUACGAGGGCGACUUCCGUGUCAAGACGGCCAGCCCGGUGCUCCUGCUGCAGAACACGUGGGACGCGGCUACGUCGCUCGACUCGGCGUUCAACAUGAGCGCCGGGUUCGAGGGCAGUGUGGUCGUGGAGCAGGAGGGUUUCGGGCACGGCACCUUUGCUCAGCCGUCCAAGUGCUCAAUGGAGUGGACCCGGGCGUACUUUGUCAACGGCACGCUGCCGGACGGCAAUGUCAAGUGCCCUGUUGACGUCUCGCUCUUCUCUUAA